Chenopodium quinoa (quinoa) is the source of this 809-nucleotide messenger RNA. RefSeq names its product ubiquitin-NEDD8-like protein RUB2. Bases 182 to 652 code for a protein of 156 amino acids. The record is from RefSeq and is a predicted model, not a curated record. Gene Ontology annotation, biological process: protein ubiquitination; modification-dependent protein catabolic process. NCBI's taxonomy places the organism in Eukaryota, Viridiplantae, Streptophyta, Magnoliopsida, Caryophyllales, Amaranthaceae. Gene Ontology annotation, cellular component: cytoplasm; nucleus. Gene Ontology annotation, molecular function: ubiquitin protein ligase binding; protein tag activity. The transcript has a single exon.
UGUACACACCAUACCGAAUCCAAUUCGAUCAAAGCUGCACCGCACAUAGUCGCAUCCAAUUCCGAACCCAAUUAGUCUUCUCAAUUCACAACUAUAAAUCCAACCCUACUUCACCUCUUCUUCUUCGUCCAACACUCAAUUCAAUUCAAUUUUCUCUCUCCUCCAUUAAAACUCCUCAAAGAUGCAGAUUUUCGUGAAAACCCUAACUGGGAAAACCAUAACCCUAGAAGUCGAAUCAUCGGACACAAUCGACAAUGUCAAAACCAAGAUCCAAGACAAAGAAGGCAUCCCACCAGAUCAACAACGCUUAAUCUUUGCUGGGAAACAAUUGGAAGAUGGAAGAACACUUGCAGAUUACAAAAUUCAGAAGGAAUCGACGCUUCAUCUGGUGCUUCGACUUCGUGGGGGUACCAUGAUUAAGGUCAAAACCCUAACUGGGAAAGAAAUUGAGAUUGAUAUUGAGCCUAAUGAUACGAUUGAUCGGAUUAAGGAGCGUGUUGAAGAGAAAGAAGGGAUUCCUCCUGUUCAACAGAGGUUGAUUUAUGCUGGGAAACAGCUUGCUGAUGAUAAGACUGCUAAGGAUUAUAAUAUUGAAGGUGGUUCUGUUCUUCAUCUUGUUCUUGCGCUCAGAGGUGGUGGUUUGAUUGCUUAAUUUUGUGUUUAAGGAUGAAUUUAUGUGAAGUUUCUGGGAUUUUUUUAGGGUUUUAAUGAUGUUAUUGUGGUGAAAUACUGUUAAAAAAUUCUGGGAAUUUGACCUGCUUCGGCUUAUCUAAUGGUUUAAUGUGUUUAUUAUUAGUUCAAUUUUGUUA